CAUGGAAGCCACCACCUCGCUGCUGGAUGCCGCAGCGGUCGGGGACCUGGUGCUGCUGGACCCGCUUACUGAGAAGUCGCUGCUCCACACCCUGCAGGAGCGGUUCCGCCGCAGUGACAUCUAUACGUACAUCGGGAACGUGGUGAUCUCAGUGAACCCCUACCGGUCCCUGCCUAUCUACACCCCCGAGAAGGUGCAGGAGUACCACAACUGCAACUUCUUUGCUGUGAAGCCCCACAUCUAUGCUAUCGCUGACGAUGCCUACCGCUCGCUCCGGGACCAGGACCGGGACCAGUGCAUCCUCAUCACUGGCGAGAGCGGGGCCGGCAAGACAGAGGCCAGCAAGCUGGUGAUGUCCUACGUGGCGUCCGUGUGCAGCAAAGGGGAGGAGGUGGACAAGGUGAAGGAGCAGCUCCUGCAGUCCAAUCCCGUACUGGAGGCCUUUGGAAACGCCAAGACUGUCCGCAAUGACAACUCCUCCCGAUUCGGCAAGUACAUGGACGUGGAGUUUGACUUCAAGGGGGAGCCCCUGGGAGGGGUCAUUAGCAACUACCUGCUGGAGAAAUCCCGCAUCGUCCGGCAUGUGAAGGGCGAGAGGAACUUCCACAUCUUCUACCAGCUCCUGGCCGGGGGCUCAGCGCAGCUGCUCCAGCAGCAGAAGCUCCGCCAGGACUGCCGGCACUACGGCUACCUGAACCGGGAGAGCUCUGGCCUGCCCGGCGUGGAUGACGCGGCCAACUUCCGCGCCAUGCAGGAUGCCAUGAGGGUCAUAGGCUUCUCGCCCGCCGAGGUGACGGCGCUGCUGGAGGUGACAGCUGUGGUGCUCAAGCUGGGCAACGUGCAGCUGAGCAGCAACUACCAGUCCAGUGGGAUGGAGGCCUGCAGCAUCGCUGAGCCACAGGGUAGGGACAGGGAUAGGGAUGGGCCCAGCUCCGGCUUCGAGAUCUUCCAGGACAACGGCUUUGAGCAGUUCAUCAUCAACUACUGCAAUGAGAAGCUGCAGCAGAUCUUCAUCCUGAUGACCCUGAAGGAGGAGCAGGAGGAAUACGUCCGAGAGGGCAUCCAGUGGACCCCAGUGGAGUUUUUCGACAACAGCAUCAUCUGCAACUUGAUCGAGAACAGCAAGUGCGGAAUCCUGGCCAUGCUGGAUGAGGAGUGCCUGCGGCCCGGAGCAGUCAACGAGGAUACCUUCCUCACCAAGCUGAACCAGCUCUUCGCCACCCACAAGCACUAUGAGAGCAAGGAGACCCAGAACGCCCGGCAUGUUAUGGACGCCAGCCUGCCACCACAAUGCUUCCGCAUCCACCACUAUGCUGGCAAGGUGACCUACAACGUGACGGGCUUCAUUGAGAAGAACAACGACCUGCUCUUCCGCGACCUCUCGCAGGCCAUGUGGGCUGCCCAGCACACACUGCUGCGCUCCCUCUUCCCUGAGGGAGACCCCCAGAGGGUCUCCCUCAAGCUGCCCCCCACCGCAGGCUUCCAGUUCAAGGCCUCAGUAGCAACGCUGAUGAAGAACCUCUACUCCAAGAACCCCAACUACAUCAGGUGCAUCAAACCCAACGAGACCAAAACAGCAAUGCUCUUCACGCCAGAGCUGGUGCUGGCGCAGAUCCGGUACCUGGGGCUGAUGGAGAACGUGCGGGUGCGGCUGCAGCCCCUGGAGGCAGCUCGGCAACCCAGCGCUUGCCCUGGCUGUCCCCAGCUCUUCGACCUGGAGAGGCGGCGCCAGGAGCGCGUGGCCCAACUCGCCACCCUCAUCCAGAAGACGUUUCGGGGCUGGCGGUGCCGGACCCAGUACCAGCUGAUGCGCAAGAGCCAGAUCAUCAUCUCUGCCUGGUUCCGGGGCCUCCUGCAAAAGAACAAAUACAAGCAGAUGAAGCAGUCGGCACUGAUCAUCCAGGCGUAUGCACGGGGCUGGAAGUCUCGCCGGCUCCCCCGGGAGCUGAAGUCCCAGUGCCACCGUCGUGCGGCCGCCACCACCAUCGCCGCUUACUGGAGAGGGUACCAGGCGGCGCAGGACCAGGCAGGCCGGGAGCCCCAGAGUGGCGCUGGGAGAGAUGGGCAGGGUGUGGGGGCGCUGUGGUGCGGUGGGGAGCUGGCGUGCCUGCGUGGGCGCGCUUAUGUCGCGGUGUGA
Molecule: messenger RNA, 2137 nt
Organism: Pygoscelis adeliae (Adelie penguin)
Lineage: Eukaryota; Metazoa; Chordata; Aves; Sphenisciformes; Spheniscidae
Gene: MYO1A
Product: myosin IA
Exons: 21
Coding region: 2-2137 (711 amino acids)
Biological process (GO): actin filament organization; sensory perception of sound; vesicle transport along actin filament
Cellular component (GO): plasma membrane; actin cytoskeleton; myosin complex
Molecular function (GO): ATP binding; actin filament binding; microfilament motor activity
Source: RefSeq, a predicted model, not a curated record